CUCUGAAAGCAUCAUGAGAAACUAGCUCCAUCCUCCCCUUCAACAGGGAAGUGAAGCAGCUUGUCGGAGCAGGUGUCAGCAGCCGCAAUCUCCCCACAUCACUGGAGCAGAGAGGAAGACAGGAACUUUAUUUUUUACUUUGUUUAUUAUCCCUCUGUUUCCUCCCCUUUCCCCUCUGCUGCAGCGCGCAAACAGCAGGCCUAUGUUGAGUUUUUAAUGUUCUCAAAAAUGGUAUCCAAGCUGACAUCUCUCCAGCAGGAGCUCCUCAGCGCCCUGCUGGACUCAGGAGUUACCAAAGAUGUUCUGAUCCAGGCCCUGGAUGAUAUGGACCCCAGUCCGCCUGGCUUUGGAGUAAAACUGGAGCGCCUGCCCAUGUCCCCCGCUCCUCCUCAGAACGGCAAAAUGAACGGGGUGGACGUCGAUUCGAAGCCCGUCUUCCACACGCUCACCAACGGCCACAACAAGGGCAAGAUGUCCGGGGACGAGGGCUCCGAGGACGGGGACGGGGACGACUACGACACCCCGCCGAUACUGAAGGAGCUCCAGUCGCUCAACACGGAGGAGGCCGCCGAGCAGAGGGCGGAGGUGGAUCGCAUGUUGGCAGAGGAUCCAUGGCGCGCUGCCCGCAUGAUCAAAGGUUACAUGCAGCAGCACAACAUCCCCCAACGGGAGGUGGUGGACGUCACAGGGCUGAACCAGUCUCACCUCUCCCAGCACCUCAACAAAGGCACGCCCAUGAAAACACAGAAGCGAGCGGCCCUCUACACCUGGUAUGUCAGGAAACAGCGGGAAAUUCUCCAACAGUUCAACCAGGCAGUGCAAGGCUCUAUGGGCAACAUGACAGACAAAGGCAAUCAGGAUCCGGUGUUUUUUUUCCCAGAGUUCAACCCGUCCGGUCAGGGCAUGGGUCAGCCAGGUGAAGAGGUCGGCAGCGAACCCUCCUGCAAGAAAAUGAGACGUAACCGUUUCAAAUGGGGGCCUGCGUCCCAGCAAAUCCUGUACCAGGCCUAUGAACGCCAGAAGAACCCCAGCAAGGAGGAGAGGGAAGCUUUGGUAGAAGAGUGCAACAGAGCCGAGUGUCUUCAGAGAGGCGUCUCCCCCUCCAAAGCUCAGGGCCUCGGCUCUAAUCUGGUCACUGAAGUGCGGGUAUAUAACUGGUUUGCCAACCGGCGUAAGGAGGAAGCCUUCAGGCAGAAGUUGGCAAUGGAUGCCAUCACCGUACCGCCCCACCCCCUCAUCAUGAACCCUCUGCUGUCCCACAACUCGCCACAUCAUCCCCAGACCAGCAUUUCACCUCCCAUGCGUUACAGCCAAGGCCCCGGUGAGGUUACCUCCUCCACGACCAUCAGCCACCACAGCAGCAACCCGAUGGUGACCAGCCAGUCGGUGCUCCAGCAGGUGUCUCCGGGAGGAUUGGACCACAGCCACAGUCUGCUGUCACCUGACGCCAAGAUGAUUUCAGGUUCAGGCGGAGGUCUUCCCCCGGUCAGCACACUGACCAACAUCCACAGUUCCCAUCACAGCCAUCAGCAGACACAGAACCUCAUCAUGCCUCUAUCUGGAGUCAUGGCCAUAACACAGAGUUUAAACUCAUCGCAAUCUCAGACGGUGCCAGUGAUCAACAGCGUGGCGGGCAGCCUAGCGGCGCUGCAGCCGGUGCAGUUUUCCCAUCAGCUCCACAGCCCCCACCAGCAGAGCCUGAUGCAGCAGUCCCCCAGCCACAUGAGUCAGCAGCCGUUCAUGGCUACUGUCACACACUCGCACAUGUAUCCUCACAAGCAAGAGCCACCGCAAUAUUCCCACCCGUCACGUUUCCCCUCGGCCAUGGUCGUCACAGACGGCAACAGCCUCAGCACCCUCAGCACCCUCAGCUCCAUGUCCUCAAACAAGACGGACGGUACUGUAAACAAGAUGGUGCAACUCGGGGGCCUCUCUUGGGUAAAUAUAAUUGCAUCUGUUCUGUCACACAUUUUAAAUGAGUAAAAUGACCAAAUACUUUAAGUAGCCCUGCACACUGCUUGUUCUACUGUUGGGGCUGUUGCUGAUGUUCAAAUGCUUUCAUUUGCCUCCAAACUAAUAGACGAGGUAGAUAUAUGGAAAGUAUACUCCUCAGAAUUCCUAUUUCCUCUUAAACAGACGUCUAAUCAAUCACCUGCUCCCUCAGCCCGAACACCUCCUGAUUAAUGCUGCCUCCUUUCACUUUCAUCUCCCUGCUGAGAGUUACCUCUGCGAUCAGGAAAUGAGCCCCGCUGUUAAUCAAAGUUCUCAAGCCUGGUGCGCUGCUACUUUCCUCCAUGCUACAGUGAGGCUGGAGAUGAGAUGGGGGUGGUGGGGUAAUUACACCUCUUCCUCUUUCCUACUUCUCCCUGCUCUCAGUGAUCGCUCUAGCCUGAAAUGUUGUCCAUGGUGCUUUCACACGCUCAAUUUCCCACGCUGAGGCAGAGUACUCGUACCGCCGCGCUACUGACCGACAGAUGGGAUGAUGGGACGAUCGCUCAGAGCGGUGCAUCCUCAGUGGAGGAAGGAAGUAAAACAAAACUCUCUGAGGCUUCGAAAUAUAGAUGCAUUUUGGUCAGGGUGUUGCUCUUUCGACGGGGUCAAUCAGAUAUUUAUUGAUACACUGUUGCAAAACAAUUCAUGUGUAUGCUGUAAUAAACGCUGUACCCAAUGGUGGAAGAAGUAUUUUUAAAUCCUUUACCUGUGUAAAAAAACCACAAGGUAUGAAUUCUCCAGACUGAAUAUUCACAUAUUAGGAUUUAUAAAUUCUAAAUGGCUUCACACGUUUGAUGAUAGAUCUCCAUUGUGAUAACAUACCCAAGGAAUACUUCAAUACUUCAAAUAUUGUAGAAUUACACAGAUGGAGUGUUUAGAUAUUUGAUGGAUCGUUAAUGAAACAAAUCUAAUUCAUGUUAAUUAAAGAUUGACCUGACAAGAGGAUUAACAGAAGGCAAAAAAGUUGGGAACCACUGGUUUAACAAUUAACAAUUCUUUUUCAUUUGAUUAUGUCAAUUAAAGUUUUAAAAACAUUAGAAAAACAGUGUAAAUGCCUGUGGUGACUUCAUCAAAUGUUUUGUAUUGUCUGGCCAGCAGUCCAAAACCCAAAAUUUACUUUAAAAUGCUACCAAGAAAAGCAGCACAUUUUCACAUUUGUUAAGCGCAAGUACCUCAAAAUUGUGCUUAGGUGCAGUACUUGAGAAGAUGUACUGGUGGUUUCUUUCCACCACUGGCAGCAUCACACUGUGGCAUUUCACAAACACAUUUAUUUAGAGAGCAAUUAGCUAGUAGGCCCUCCCAGGUAUUUUCUUAUCAGGACUUUAUUUGGAUGGGGCAGCCUUCUUCCCGUGACACGACUAGCACGCUCAGGCUUUAUAACGAUCAUUGUUUACCGAGAACCCUCCAUUAUACCUGCGGCUGUUUCAGCCUCACCUCGGCUCAGAGCCGGCGUCUAAUGACUCAAGUCCUACCCUGCGGGUCAUCUUUAUCAGGUGAAGCUGUUUGCUGGCCGCAGGGUCACACCAGGGUCACCUGCCUCCACCCCUGAAGAGGCAGGUGGAAAAAUAAAUUCCACAAACAAUCCAAAAAAACAGAGCAUUUCAAUGGAAACAAGGCUUUUGAGAGUCGGGAGAAAGAGGGAUGAGGAAUGUAUUUGGUCAGGUGUGGCACAUGAAGGUGCAGGGAUGAUGUGUUUACCAGUGGUGGAAGAAGUAUUUGAAUCGUUUACUUAAGUAAAAGUACCACACUAUAAAAAUACUCCAUUGCAUGUAAAAGUCCUGCAUUCCUAAUUUUACUUCAGCAACGCAUUGUACUGACUGUACCUAAAGUAGGAAAAGGAAACAUACAUCCUGUCCAUGUAAUAUUAUUGAUGUAAAUGGCACUUUAACAUUAUAGUUUGGUCACGGUGGAGCUAAUUCUAAAAACUGCAUCAUAGUUUAACCUAUAAUAAUGCAUCAUAUAAAUAUCAUAUCAAAAACAUAUCAUUUAUAAAAUGAUAUGUUUUGUACAAUCUUCAACUGAAAAGCAACAAUAGCUGUAAAAUAAAUGUAGUGGAUUAAAAAGUGUAAUAAAAAUGUUAUGGCGUGGAAGUAUAAAGUAGCAUAAAAUGGAAAAACUCAAGUAUAAGUACCUCAAAGCUGUACUGAGUUACUUCCCACUACUGGUAUUAACGUAGGUUUAAUUCGUCACUUUCAGGAAGCCUUGAUGCACUUUGUACAUAGGCUACCUGUGUUACUGGACAGAUUGUAUUUAUUGUUUUAUGUAACGCACGUCUACUUCGUCUCACAUUUCUCUCCUUCUCCUUUCAGUGUCCUCUUCAAGCUUGGUGAGAGCGUCCACCUGACUUCCUCGGUGCCCAGCAACGGGAGCACAUUUUUCCACCCUCUCACCGCGGUAACCACGACAACUCUUAAUAACCGGCAACGCCGCGCUGGAUGACGAGUCGGUCAACAAAACUGGAGGAGCGGCGACGACGGUGGGCCAAGCGGUGAAAAUGAGAAACGGGGACAGAGGGGGAGAAAAACAAAAACUCGCUGCACCUGACAGUGAGGAGACUGGAUUCCCCCUCUGUCGCACACACAUGAUCAACAGAGAUGAUUUUAACACAAGCUUUGAAAACAAACAGUAUUCAGUUUUUUAUGCCACCCGUCAUCCUCUUUUUCUGACAUUACAAUGGAACAAAAACCAAGCACCCAAAUAUGGCUCACAGACUGUGGUGGCACAGACUUGAAUGAAGGCUCUGGGACAACUUAUAUUACUCUGUGAUUUAAGGUGGGAACAUGAAGACACCCUGAAACUUAACAGAGACAGUGAUUAGCCUCUGUGAAGGCUGAAAGACUCACAACAAGUUCCUGGAUGCCAAAACAAAUUGUCUUGCACGUGAGCAGAACUGUGUGACAAUCACAAUAACCACGUAUUGAUCUUGCGCGUGCAUUUGACAUUCUCACUGGGCCUUAAAGAAGUCUUCCAUAUUAUUCUUUCACACACAGCUUUACUGUGCUAGCAUUAGUGCAGGUGAUUAAUGCGAGGGAUUCAUCCUUUCAGGAGUUGUUCAAUGUGUAUACUGUGAUUGAAAAGACUUUGACAAUCUUAAAAAGGACUAUGCAAUGCGUCCAAAAGGUGUACGCAAUUCUUUGUAUAACGGAGUCUGCACAGAACUCCACACACUUGAGACUGGAAAUGAAUUAUGCACUAUCAGCGAAGUCACCAACAAUUAGCCCGUAGCAUACAGUACAUACUGUAUGCUGGAGUUGCUGUUGAUGAAGCUGCCUGUAACAUAACAGAAGCAGAUGGAUGAAUGUGUGACAAAUAUGCCAAAGAAUAAGAGUCAGCCAGCAAAGUCUGUGGUGGGAGGACUGACUCACACACUCUAACUGGUGCCCUUCCCCUCCGUGUUGUUUGCACACACAGGUUCAGGUGAAUUUCAGGAAUGGGACUCACCCGCCCUCUCCUCCUCCCACUUCCUGCCUCAAUGUGAAGAGAUACCAAAUUGGACAAAUAUUGUUAAUAACUCCUCAUCAUAC
Messenger RNA from Anarrhichthys ocellatus (wolf-eel), 5516 nucleotides. It is a transcript of the gene hnf1ba, whose product is annotated as HNF1 homeobox Ba. Gene Ontology annotation, molecular function: DNA-binding transcription factor activity, RNA polymerase II-specific; RNA polymerase II cis-regulatory region sequence-specific DNA binding. Gene Ontology annotation, biological process: liver development; insulin secretion; regulation of transcription by RNA polymerase II. The transcript has 9 exons. Gene Ontology annotation, cellular component: nucleus. The record is from RefSeq and is a predicted model, not a curated record. Lineage: Eukaryota; Metazoa; Chordata; Actinopteri; Perciformes; Anarhichadidae. The coding region runs from base 217 to 1983 and encodes 588 amino acids.